Molecule: messenger RNA, 2408 nt
Organism: Eufriesea mexicana
Lineage: Eukaryota; Metazoa; Arthropoda; Insecta; Hymenoptera; Apidae
Product: UDP-glucuronosyltransferase 2B17-like
Exons: 5
Coding region: 19-1602 (527 amino acids)
Molecular function (GO): UDP-glycosyltransferase activity
Source: RefSeq, a predicted model, not a curated record
UAUCUUAACACGAGAAGCAUGAAGCACGCUGUCGUGAGUCUGUUCAUUGUUCUGUGCGUGCUGUGUUUCACGAAGCAGACGGAAUGCUACAGGAUACUGGCCAUCGUCGCGACGCCAUCCUACAGCCAUCAGGUCCCGUUUUGGCGAUUAUGGCUAGAAUUGCACGAACGAGGCCACGAAAUUGUGCUGGUCACCACGAACCCUAUAUCGGGAAUCAACUCUCUGAAUUUUACCCAGAUCGACAUUAGCAGGAAUUCCGGACAAUUAGGCCAGAUGAACUUGGUGGAAUUGAGGUUUGAUGGAAGAGUAUGGCACAAAAUCAUGGAGGACGUAUUCUUGGAGAAGUGCACUGAUUACGCCAUACCAGUGUUCGAAACCCCGCAAAUGAAGAAGCUCUAUGCUCCAGACAGCAACGAAAGAUUCGACGUUUUCCUGACGGAGUUCCUCUACACACCGUCCCUAUAUGCAUUUGCGCACAGAUUUAACGUGCCCAUAAUAGCGCUAAGUUCAUUGGGGAUGAUCUCCCAUAAUGAACACACCCUUGGCGGAAUAGUGCUUCCCUCUCACGAGUACGCGUGGGAAUCGCAAGCGAACACGGGCCCGAAUUUGUCUUUCACACAGAGGCUGUUAAAUUUCAUAUAUAUGUGGCGAUUUCUAUACAUCUUACAUCGGGACGUGUACCCGUCUCAACAGAAACUGGCAGAGAGUUACCUUGGACCUUUACCUCCCCUACUGGACAUCAUGAAGAACGUUAGUGCGUUUUUCAUCGAACAAUCCGACGUUUUGACACCUGCCCGACCAAAACUAGCCAACAUGAUCACGUUUACUUCCACUCACAUAGUAGAAAAUCCGGAUCCUCUGCCGAAGGAUUUGCAAGAGUUCGUCGACGGUGCAGAUGCGGGAUUCAUCUACUUCAGCUUGGGCAGCAACGCAAAAAGUGCAGAUUUGCCAAUAGAAAUACAACGAAUGUUCUGCGACGUGUUCGCCAAGUUACCGUACAGAGUCGUGUGGAAAUUCGAAACGGAUCUAGUCGAAAAACCCUCCAACGUGUACACCGGCAAAUGGUUCAGUCAGCAAGCCAUCCUCGCUCAUCCGAAGGUUAAACUGUUCAUCACGCAAGGAGGUCUGCAAAGUACCGAGGAGGCCAUUCACUUUGGAGUUCCAGUUAUUGUUAUCCCAAUAUUGGGUGAUCAAGAUUAUCAAGCAGCCAGAGUGAAUGCGCUUGGCAUUGGGACACGUCUGGAGCUCAGAACUAUCACGAGAGACGAAAUCGAAAAUGCUGUUCGAGAAGUGAUAACUAAUACACAGUACAAAGAAAGGAUGAGUAGAGUUCAGAAUCUCACCAAGGACGUACCCUACGAUCUCGUGAAGAAUUUGGCAUGGUGGACGGAGUACGUGGUCCGAUCGGACGGUGCUCCUCAUCUUCGUUCCAGCUUAGCCAAGCAACCUUGGUACCAAUAUUGCGACAUGGACAUCGUGGUGUUCCUAACGAUUGUCACUGUCCUCGUGGUUUCAAACGCACUUAAUAUAAUUGCCAAACUUUUCGUGUACUCUUACAAGAGGUUUUACUCCUGUAAUUCUCAGAAGCAGAAGGUGAACUAAUCCAAUGCUGAAUGUACUCAUACAGUUACCCCAAGGACGAUUAAAUGUUAAAUAUUAUAUACUGGCAAUGAGUUUUAUAGUUCAAUUAAGUGCGCUAAUCAGUUUUGGGCCAGUGAAAGAAGGAUUUCUCUCAGAAGAUCGUAAGCAGCGAAGAAGUGCGUGCAUCUGCUGAAUGCUACCGUUCGAGGAUCAGUGAGUCGUCGCCAUAAUUAAUUUUUAAAUUCCCUUUGCGGUGUUGUCGUGACUGCAUUGGUUGCAAACACACCCUGACAAGUUAAAUGGACAGUUGAAUCACGUAAAUAGCAAAUACUUAUCAGAAUGUGGUUGUGAACGUCAAGCCACGUCAUUUAUUAUUUGGCUGCUUCGGUGCAGGUUGAUACCAAUUGAAGGAAAUUGACAUUAAAUUGCAAGUGUCUUUGUUUAUUAAAGUAUUUCCGGAUUUCGGAUCGUUGAGCAGAACGAAUGUUUUUGGAAGAUUAAUAAUAGAAUCGUGUUUCUCCAUUUAGAAUUUAUUUUCGAUUGGCACCGUCAUUGUCACAUUACUUACCCUCCGGAAACACUAGCUUUACGAUCGUCUUUAGCUGUUACGAAGGAGAUUGACAGUUUAUUGUUUUUUUCCUUUUUUCUGUCCUUUCUUACAUCAAUGCUUCAUGAAUCUGUGUACUCCCACUCCUUUUGGUAUUAAUUUGAGAUCGAAGAAAUGAAAGUUGUGUAAUCCCUAGGGACGAAAUAGAAAUAGUUUGUGUAAUAAUCUCUGAAAUAUUUGUAACCCUCCCAAGUCAGGGAAUGAAGAUGAUGAAAAAUUC